Parascedosporium putredinis is the source of this 1038-nucleotide messenger RNA. NCBI's taxonomy places the organism in Eukaryota, Fungi, Ascomycota, Sordariomycetes, Microascales, Microascaceae. The record is from the annotation of a GenBank genome assembly.
AUGACGCAAACCGCCCACCUCUCCAACGGCACCAACGGUGUCGCCAACGGCACCAACGGUGUCGCCAACGGCACCAAUGGCGCGAACGGAAGCAACGGCGUCGCGCAAGCCGCCAGCGGCGUAGCGGAUAGCAUCGCCAACGGCUUUUCCGACUUCGCCAACAGCGUCGCCAACGGCGUAUCCAACGUCGCCAACAACAACAAGCCCCGCGCCAACAGCCUCACGGCCGACGGCAGCAUCGUAAUAUCGGCAGCCGACCGCACCUGGUGGAAAGAAGCCGUGAUUUACCAAAUCUACCCUUCCUCGUUUUGCGACACCGACGGCGACGGCAUCGGCAACAUCAACGGCGUGACGUCCAAGCUCGACUACCUCAAGGAGCUGGGCGUCGACGUGGUGUGGCUGACGCCCAUCUACGAGAGCCCGCAAAAGGACAUGGGCUACGACAUCUCCAACUACCGCGCCAUCCACAAGCCCUACGGCACCAUGGAAGACGUGGAGAACCUCAUCGCCGAGCUUAAGAAGCGCGAGAUGCGCCUCAUCAUGGACCUCGUCGUCAACCACACCUCGGACCAGCACCCCUUCUUCGUCGAGUCCCGCUCCUCCACCGACAACCCCAAGCGCGACUGGUACAUUUGGCGCAAGCCCCGCUACGACGCCCAGGGCACCACCCAGCAGUACUACCUCUCCCUCUUCACCCCGUUCCAGCCCGAUCUCAACUGGGAGAACCCCGCCGUGCGCCGCGGCGUGCACGACAUCCUGCGCUUCUGGAUCGACAAGGGCGUCGGCGGCUUCCGCAUGGACGUCAUCAACCUCAUCUCCAAGAACCAGGAUUUCGCCGACGCCGACAUCGUCUACCCCGCCCGCCCUUACCAGUGCGGCAGCAAGCACUUCGCCACGGGGCCUCGCCUCACCGAGUACCUGCAGGAGAUGAAGCGCGAGGUCCUGUCCAAGCACGACCUGCUCACCGUGGGCGAGAUGCCCUUCAUCAAGGACGAGAACCAGAUUCUCGAAAUCGUCAAGGCCGAGGAGGGCUCCUAA